Molecule: messenger RNA, 583 nt
Organism: Drosophila ficusphila
Lineage: Eukaryota; Metazoa; Arthropoda; Insecta; Diptera; Drosophilidae
Product: thyroid transcription factor 1-associated protein 26
Source: RefSeq, a predicted model, not a curated record
UAUUAAAACUCUGAAAUGAAACCUAGAUCGCAAAAAACUCAAGGAAAACCCAAUGGAAAAGCACAAAAAGGUCCUGGUAAGGGAGCCCACCCUCAGAAGCCCUACUUCAAAAACAAAAACAAACAAAAGACAAAAGGGGAUAAGCCAAAUAAACCAAACAAGCCUGAGAUCAGGAACAUGAAACGCCAGGAGAAAGCUGCACAGGUUGCGGCGGAAAGAGAGAAGGUUCGGGCGGAACGGGAUGCCCGGGUAAAAGCCUACAAAAAACAACGUUUGGAAAGGACCAAAGCCAUCAGCAAGAGAACCCAACGUGGGCAGCCUUUAAUGAAGGACCGGAUGCAAUUGCUCCUGAAGCAAAUCGAGGAAAUGAAGCGUCGAUAAGUGAGUCUCAGGACCUAUUAAGAACACAAGGAACACUCUCCCAUAUUUUCAGUAGGGCUAAUAUUCCUAUUAAAGACAUUAGGUUCAGAGCACCUCUAGUCCAUCUUAAAUAAUGGUGGAAAAUUAUAUGAUAUUGGGAAGUGAUUAUUUUAAGAUUAGGUUUACUUUAUUUUUAAUUUAAAUAAAUUGUUUUCCAAAACCA